Octodon degus (degu) is the source of this 2566-nucleotide messenger RNA. RefSeq names its product zinc finger protein 713 (gene Znf713). The transcript has 6 exons. Gene Ontology annotation, biological process: negative regulation of transcription by RNA polymerase II. Gene Ontology annotation, molecular function: DNA-binding transcription repressor activity, RNA polymerase II-specific. Bases 869 to 2083 code for a protein of 404 amino acids. The record is from RefSeq and is a predicted model, not a curated record. NCBI's taxonomy places the organism in Eukaryota, Metazoa, Chordata, Mammalia, Rodentia, Octodontidae.
UUAGGUCGCUGAGUGACCAGGACUUGGGAAUUUUGUCUGCUGCGCUGGUGAAUCUCGUGGCAGGUGCUCAGCCUGAAGGUGCAUCUCACGAGAUCUCUGACAGAAGACAGAUUUGAGCCUCAGAGCAGAGUCUCUGCCUGAAUGAUUGGUGCCUUCUUGGCAGUGCAGGAGCCACACUGAGAAGCCCUAGAAAAUAGCCCUCGAGGAUCCGCCGUGCGAUACCACCUUCCAGAAUUUAGAUAGUACCUGGCUCAGCCUCAUUGCUGGGGGGGUUUCGGUGACACUGCCACACAGUGACUGCAGUUCUACUAGGGACUGCAUGUUGGCACACGAAGGUAAGAUGAAUAUUUUGAGAAACAAGAACACCAUCUUCUUUGCGUGCUCAUCCAGAGGAUCCCUCGGUGGAGAAGAGAAGCGGAUCUCUGGGCUCUAAACUUCAGCAUGCAUUAAGAGAUGAAGUGGAGAUGAAGUGCAAGGAGAACAGGUUGUCGGCAUGUGUGCAGCGUGUAAGCUCAUUUUCACAUCACUUGGAGACUAGAGGUCACACGCCGUGCCCAGCCCUGCUGUGGACUGGUUCGCGUGAAGCCUUUGCAUGUGGCCUGAGCGUUGGCACCAUCUCCUAUGUCCCAGGGACCCUUGGUGUUUGCUGUGUUCUUCCUGCAAUGUUGUGACCUGAGUUAUGCCUUCCCAGAAUGCGGUUCUUUCCCAGGAGGGGACAUGAAGGAGAGGGCAAUGGGUGGUGGACCACAGAGAGUCGGCCCGGGCAGGAAACCUGAAGACUCAGCCCAGUGGCCCAGACAUCCAAGCUUUCCCUCCAGCCGCUCUCUGCCUCCUGCCCCAGACCCCUGUCAGAGCAGUUUCUGCAGGCAUGGGCUGUGCUUGGUCGCAGGAGCCCCUGACCUUCGAGGAUAUGGCUGUGGACUUCACCAGGGAGGAGUGGGAACAGCUGCAGCCUGCUCAGAAGACACUCUACCGGGACGUGAUGCUGGAGAACUACAGGAAGGUGGUGGCGCUGGGGCACCAGGCGAAUAAGCCCCAGAGGAUUGCUGAGCUGGAGUGGGAAGAGCUGUGGCCUGUGGGUGCUCUCCCAGAUGGGGACAGCGGACCUAAAAUCAAAAACUCAACUCUAAACCAGAAUAUUUCUGGUGAAAAUCAAAGCUGUGACAUGAUUACGGAAAGACUAGUGGGAGACAGCUUCUGGUAUUCAAUCUUAGCAGGACUCUGGGAUUUUGAUUAUCAGUAUGAAUUUAACCAAGAAAACCAGCAGAGACAUUUGGAACUAGUAUCUUCCACCCACCAAAGGAUUAUACAGGAGAGAAGCAUUAAAUGUAAAAAAUUUGAUAACUAUAAAAAGAACUCAAAACAUAUACAUCGAAGGAUUCCUUCAACUAAAAUACCCCUUAACUAUAACACACUAGGAAAUGCUAUCAAACAUAAUUCAGACUGGAUUUACUAUAAGGGAAACUAUGUAAGGGAAAAUCCCUAUGAAUAUAAUGAGCAUGGAGAAAUCUUCAACCAACAUAUUCUUUUCACUAAUCAUAUUCAUACUGAAGAGAAAUCCAGUGAAUGUGGAAAGGGCUUCGACUACAGUUUGUCUCGUACCCAACCUCAGAUAGUGCUCACGGGUGAGAAACCCCAUAAGUGUGAUGAAUGUGGGAAGAGAUUCAGCCAGAGAAUACAUCUUGUUCAACACCAGAGAAUUCACACAGGGGAAAAACCUUUUGUAUGCAAUGAAUGUGGGAAAGCCUUCCGUCAACAUUCUUCCUUCACUCAGCAUCUGAGAAUCCAUACUGGAGAGAAGCCCUAUAGAUGCAAUCAAUGUGGCAAAGCCUUUAGCCGUAUCACCUCUCUCACUGAACAUCAUAGACUUCAUACUGGAGAGAAACCUUAUGAAUGUGGUUUUUGUGGGAAAGCCUUCAGCCAGAGGACGCAUCUUAAUCAACACGAAAGAACAUACACAGGAGAAAAGCCCUAUAAAUGUAAUGAGUGUGGGAAAGCUGUUAGUCAGAGUGCACAUCUUAAUCAACAUACGAAAAUCCAUGUCCGUGAGAAAUUAUGUGACUACAAAUGUGAGAAACUUUAAGCCACAGGCCUUCACAUAGCAGCAUGUAGUUGUGCUGAGGUAAACUCGGAAUUUAUACAUGUGGAAAAAUUUUAUCAGAUCUUUUUAUUCAAUAUUAAAUUACUCAUUUUGGAAGAAAGUUUAUAAACAAACUUGUAGCUCAGCACAAGGUAUGCAGAGCAAACACCACAGGCAAAGAAGGGAGCGUUCCCUCUCAGAAGGGGCAACAAGGAAAAUCUAACAAGACAAGAAAAAAGUAGAUGAAGAGAAACAGACAUGAAUGCAAUGAUCUGAAAAGACCUCAUUUUUUAGCAUGCUGUGUCCCCACCUUCACCUUGCCUGGGUCCCAGAAACCACACACACACACACCUGUGAGACACACACACACACACACACACACACACACACACACCUGUAACCUUCCAGCCCUGAGAGAACAGCAGACUUGCUCACUUCUGCAGGGCUUGGGAUUUUUCAAAAUAAACACUUGAGGGAAAGACAUUU